GUUCAAGUGCGGGUUAUGAUCGCCAUAUCACUAUUUUCUCCCCUGAAGGCCGUUUAUACCAAGUUGAGUACGCCUUUAAGGCAAUAUCAAAUUCUGGUAUAACGACCGUAGGCGUUCGCGGUAAAGAUAGUGUGGUCAUCGUAACACAGAAAAAGAUUCCAGACAAGUUGCUAGAUCCAUCUACUGUUACGCAUAUUUUUCAAUUAACACCAUAUGUUGGUUGUGUUAUGACAGGCCUGAUCGCUGAUGCUCGCGCACAAGUAACUCGUGCGCGACAAGAAGCUACAGAUUAUCGUUACAAAUUUGGUUACGAGAUUCCUACAGACAUGCUUGCAAAACGAGUAGCCAAUAUCAACCAAGUGUAUACACAACACGCUGCCAUGAGACCUUUGGGAGUUUCAAUGAUCCUCAUUGGGUAUGACGAAGAGCGAGGUCCUCAACUUUUUAAAUGUGAUCCUGCUGGUUAUUACGUUGGAUACAAAGCAACGGCUGCUGGUGCUAAACAACAGGAAGCUUUAAAUCAUCUGGAAAAGAAACUUAAAAAAGAUCCGCAGUUAAAUCUCGAAGAGACUGUAGAGUUAGCAAUCAAUACACUUUCAUCUGUUUUGUCUGCUGAUUUUAAAGCAACCGAAAUCGAAGUUGCUAUUGUUACUCAAGAUGAUCCCAAGUUCCGAACAUUAUCUGUUACUGAAAUUGAAGCACAUCUUCAACGUAUUGUAGAAAAGGAUUAA
Molecule: messenger RNA, 731 nt
Organism: Racocetra persica
Lineage: Eukaryota; Fungi; Glomeromycota; Glomeromycetes; Diversisporales; Gigasporaceae
Source: the annotation of a GenBank genome assembly